Molecule: messenger RNA, 629 nt
Organism: Vanessa atalanta (red admiral)
Lineage: Eukaryota; Metazoa; Arthropoda; Insecta; Lepidoptera; Nymphalidae
Exons: 4
Coding region: 12-575 (187 amino acids)
Source: RefSeq, a predicted model, not a curated record
UGUAUGUCGAUAUGUUGAAAUUAAUAUCAUUAACCACUUUAACGUGCUACGUGGCUCAGAUCAGCGCGAACGACAUGUUGGGUCCGGGAAUAUGGUCGCUGAUAAGCAUAAGCAAAUGUCCCAUGAAAAUUAAAGAUGAAGUAUUGAUCGUUGACAUGGACAAACAUAAACUGAACCGCACGCACGACGGUAUCUCCGCCGACGUCGUAGCGACUGAUACCAUUGAUGAUAAAUACGCGGCUUUAAUAGAAGUUUGUAAGUACGUGGAUGGAGGAUGCAAGCCUUAUCAGAUACUUUCUGACAACAGUGUCGUGAACAUGUUAAAUAAAUACGCCGAAGAAAAUGUGUUCAAUGCGCUCACAUUAGCCAAACUUGAUCCGCCGGAAUUCCCGGUCGACAAGGGAGAAUAUCACGUGGACGACUACGUGAUGGACUACUGCAAGCUGCCCCGCGAGGCCAUCUACGGCGAGUUCGAGGCCCUAUCCUACCUGAUACUCAACAACGAGAAGGUCGCCUGCAUCAAAUGCGUGCUAGAAUUCAACAAAUUCGAGGACGAGAACUACUGCGACGAAUGAAAUCGACACAAAAUGUACAAGCUGUCGUGGUAGCAAUAAAGAUAAGCCAGCCCG